Molecule: messenger RNA, 2656 nt
Organism: Drosophila navojoa
Lineage: Eukaryota; Metazoa; Arthropoda; Insecta; Diptera; Drosophilidae
Product: pre-rRNA 2'-O-ribose RNA methyltransferase FTSJ3
Source: RefSeq, a predicted model, not a curated record
GGCACCCUUCCAAAAACUUUAAACACGUGCAACGCGCUACUCACGGCGUGUUCUGUUUCUUUUUCCAUUUUCGGUUGAGUUUUCGUUGACAACAGCAACAAAAUGGGCAAGAAAACAAAAGUAGGAAAGACGCGCAAAGAUAAGUUCUACCAGUUGGCCAAAGAGACUGGCUUCCGUUCGCGUGCCGCCUUCAAGCUCAUCCAAUUGAAUCGCAAAUUUGGUUUCCUGCAACAGUCGCAGGUAUGCAUCGAUCUGUGCGCCGCACCUGGCGGCUGGAUGCAGGUGGCCAAACAGAAUAUGCCCGUCUCCAGCAUUGUCAUCGGCGUCGAUCUAUUCCCAAUACGUCCAAUUGCCGGCUGCAUUGGCCUCGUCGAGGACAUUACCACAGACAAAUGCCGCCAGUCCCUGACAAAGGAGCUGCAGUCGUGGAAAGCUGAUGUGGUGCUGCACGAUGGUGCGCCAAAUGUUGGACGCAAUUGGCUCUACGAUGCCUACCAGCAGAUCUGCCUCACAUUGAAUGCCCUAAAGCUGGGCACGCAGUUCCUCCGUAGCGGCGGUUGGUUUGUAACGAAGGUAUUCCGCUCCAAGGAUUACAAUGCACUGCUCUGGGUACUCAAGCAGCUCUUCAAGAAGGUGCACGCCACCAAGCCCAGUGCCUCGCGUAAGGAGUCCGCCGAAAUCUUCGUCGUCUGCCAGGGCUACUUGGCGCCGGAUCGCAUCGAUCCCCGUUUGUUGGAUGCGAAAUAUGUGUUCGAGGAGCUGGAUCUGGAAGGCAAACAGAAGAAUAGUCUGCUGCAUCCAGAGAAACAGAAGCGCGUCAAGGCCGAGGGCUACACGGAGCAGGAUAUUGCCCUGCGCAACGAUCUGGCUGCCUCGGAGUUCAUGAAGGCGGAGAAUGCGUUGGCUGCCCUUCAGGGCAUCGGCUCCAUUCGCAUCGAUGAUGAGCGCAUCGCCAAGCACAAGAGGACGACGAGCGAGAUCUUGGAGUGCUGCAAGGAUCUGAAGGUGCUCGGUCGCAAAGACAUCAAAGGCCUGCUGCUCUGGUGGAAACACAUCAAGGAGGAUCUGUACAAAACGGAACCAGAAAGCGUCAUCGAGGAGCCAGAGACAGAGAAGCAGCCGGCUCCCUUGACCCAGGAGCAGGUUGAAGAUAUGGAGGAUGCCGAGCUGCAGCAACAAAUUGAAACCCUCGCCGAGGAGGAGCAAAAGGAGCUGAAGCGCAAGCGCAAAAAGACGCUCAAGUCGAAGGCGAAACUCCACGAAAAGAUGAACCUCAACAUGGUCAUCAAGGGCGAUGACGGUCCAGUCGAAGAGGGCGAGCAGGAGAUCUUCGAUCUAAAGGGCAUCAAUAGCGUUAGCGAGCUGAACAACAUGCUCGACGUUCAGCCCGACUUCGAUGUGGAGGGCGAGCCCGUCGAGCAUCCCAAAUUGCCCAAGUACAAGAAAUACGAUAAGGAUGACAAGCGCAUGGACGACGAUGCCAACUACGAGAACGAUGACGAGCCGGAGGUGAGCCAAGAUGAGGACAGCGACAGCGACUACGAUCAACAGGGACUCGGCCUGAGCGACAACGAAGAUGAGGAUCAAGAGUCGUCCACUAAAAAAGGCAAGAAGAAGAAACAGCGCGCCGAGCAUCCAUUAAUCAAGUCGGGAGAUUUCCGGGACAAGGACACCCGGCGACAACAGCGUGUCGCUCUCUGGUAUGAAAAGGACACUCUGCAAAAUAUCGGCAACGAGGACGACGACGAUGAGGAGAACUUUGACUUGGAUAACCUGGCCAAGGCGUACAAGGCCAAAGGAGUCGCAGUGCUCGGCGAGAAUCGUCCGUCCGCGGAUGGAGAUGGCACCCCAGCCCUUGGCAAAAAGGCCAAACGACGUGCCAGGCACGAUGUGCAGAAGGAGGACAGCAGCUCAGAGUCAUCUGACUCGGAUUCCGAGCAGGAAGUGGAUGAGGAUAAUGUGGCGGGAGACAUGGCUAAAGCACCAAAGGCAAAGAAGAUUCGCCUGUCCGAGGAGGAGCUGGCUCUGGGAGCGCUGCUCGUGCGUGGCAAGAAGACGCGACGCGAAUUGGUGGAUGCUGCUUGGAAUCGCUAUGCGUUCAAUGAUGAGAACUUGCCCGUUUGGUUCGUGCAGGAUGAGGCCGAGCAUAUGACGAAGCCGCACCCGGUGCCCAAGGAGCUGACGGAGGAGUACCAGCGGAAGGUGCAGGAGCUGAAUGUGCGACCCAUCAAGAAGGUGAUGGAGGCGAAGGCGCGCAAGAAGCGACGCGCCACCAAGCGCCUGGCGAAGGCCAAGAAGAUGGCCGAAAAGAUCAUGGAGAAUGCGGACGCCACCUCCCAGGAGAAGGCCAAGCAGCUGAAGAAGGUCUACAAGAAGGCGCAGGAGAAGAAGAAGGAGAUCACCUAUGUGGUGGCCAAGAAGCACACAGCCUCGCGUCGUGCACGACGUCCGCCUGGCGUCAAGGGACGCUAUCGUGUCGUCGAUCCGCGUGAAAAGAAGGAUAAGCGCUCCAUUGUGGCCAAGAAGCGACGCGAGAAGGGCAGCAAAGGUGGUAAAGGCAAGGGCAAGGGCAAACGCUAGUUAGUGGAAACGUAGCUCAUAGUCGGCUUUAUGUAAAUGCUAAUGUAUAGAAUAAAUAGAAACUAGUGGAAUAAUA